Molecule: messenger RNA, 2409 nt
Organism: Penicillium angulare
Lineage: Eukaryota; Fungi; Ascomycota; Eurotiomycetes; Eurotiales; Aspergillaceae
Gene: ade1
Product: bifunctional aminoimidazole ribotide synthase/glycinamide ribotide synthase
Exons: 2
Coding region: 1-2409 (802 amino acids)
Biological process (GO): adenine biosynthetic process; 'de novo' IMP biosynthetic process
Cellular component (GO): cytosol
Molecular function (GO): phosphoribosylformylglycinamidine cyclo-ligase activity; metal ion binding; phosphoribosylamine-glycine ligase activity
Source: RefSeq, a predicted model, not a curated record
AUGGCCCAAGAACAACUACGCAUUCUUAUUGUCGGCAAUGGUGGCCGUGAGCAUGCCUUCGCCUGGAAGCUAAGCCAAUCGCCCCUCGUCGACAUUGUGUAUGUCGCUCCCGGCAAUGGCGGUACUGGUCUGGGCACCUCAAGCAAGAUCGUCAAUGCCAAUGUCAAGGGCGACAACUACCCUGCUUUGGUUGCAUUUGCUCAGAAGAACGGUGUUAACCUCGUUGUUCCCGGCCCCGAGGCCCCUCUGGUGGAUGGUAUCCAAGGAUACUUCCAAGCUGUUGGUAUCCGAUGCUUUGGUCCUUCCAAAGCUGCUGCCCGCAUGGAAGGCUCCAAGACCUUCUCCAAGGACUUCAUGAAGCGCCACAGCAUUCCCACUGCCGAGUUUGGCAACUUCUCCGACUACGAAGCCGCCAGUCGCUAUCUCGAUUCCGUAUCUCACAACGUUGUUAUCAAGGCUGAUGGCUUGGCUGGUGGUAAGGGUGUUGUUCUUCCCACUACCAAGGAGGAAGCUCACCAGGCUCUGCGGGAAAUGAUGCUGGACCAUCAGUUCGGCAAGGCUGGCGAUGAAGUCGUGAUUGAGGAAUACUUGGAGGGAGAUGAAUUGAGCAUUCUCACUUUCAGUGACGGCUACACUAUUCGCUCUCUCCCCCCUGCGCAGGACCACAAGCGCAUCUUUGAUGGCGACAAGGGCCCCAACACUGGUGGUAUGGGAUGCUAUGCCCCAACACGUAUUGCGCCUAAGGAGGUGCGGGAAGAGGUUGACCGAACCAUCAUUCAGCCCUCCAUCGAUGGCAUGCGUAAAGAUGGAUUCCCAUUUGUUGGUAUCUUGUUUACCGGUCUGAUGAUGACCAAGAACGGUCCCAAGGUUCUCGAGUAUAACGUCCGUGGAGGAGACCCCGAGACUCAGACCUUGUUGCCUCUCUUGAGCGAGGACACCGAUCUUGCAGAAAUCAUGGUCGCCUGUGCCGAUCACUGGCUCGACGGUGUUUCAAUUAAGAUUGAACCCAACUACUCUACCACCGUCAUUGGUGUUGCCGGUGGCUACCCCGGCUCUUACGCGAAGGGUACACCCAUCACAUUGGAUCCUACCCCAGAGGGUACUCUUAUCUUCCAUGCCGGCACCACCCUGUCUGGCAACGAGCUGCAGACUUCUGGGGGCCGUGUAAUUGCUGCUACUGCUACUGCCGCCACUCUUGAGGAGGCUGUAAAGAAGAGCUACGAGGGAAUUUCCACUGUUCACUUCGAUGGUAUGUUCUACCGCAAGGACAUUGCUCACCGCGCAUUCCGUCAGACUGCCGACACCUCGCUCACCUACGCGGCUGCGGGUGUGUCCAUCGACGCUGGAAACGAGCUGGUCAACCGCAUCAAGAGCUCGGUCGGUCGUACUAAGCGCCCAGGUACCGAUGCUGUCAUUGGUGGUUUCGGAGGUCUCUUCUCGUUGGCCGCUGCCAACCCCCAGUACCACCCCCACUCACCAACCCUGAUCGGUGCCAUCGAUGGUGUCGGUACCAAGCUUAAGGUUGCUCACUCCGUGGGUAUCCACGACACCGUUGGUAUUGAUCUGGUUGCUAUGAACGUCAACGAUCUUGUUGUCCAGGGUGCCGAGCCUCUUUUCUUCCUUGACUGCUACUCUUGCGGUCAUCUGGAUGUGCCCACUGCCACCGCAUUUGUUACUGGUGUCGCCGAGGGUUGUGUGCAGGCUGGUUGCGCCCUGAUUGGUGGCGAGACCGCUGAGAUGCCUGGUCUUUUCGUUGAUGACAGCUAUGACGCUGUCGGUGCUGCCGUUGGUGCCAUCAACACCACCGGUGACCAUGCUCGCCAGAUCCUUCCCUACACUGACUCCAUGCGCCCUGGGGAUGUUCUCCUCGCCCUGGCUUCUUCCGGCCCUCACUCCAACGGAUACUCUCUUGUGCGCAAGAUCGUUGAGCGUGCCGGUCUGAGCUACUCUGACCCUGCUCCAUUCACCAUGCCCGGCCAAGAGGGUCAAGUUUCCGUGGGCCGUGCUCUCCUUACCCCUACUCGCAUCUACGUCAAGUCUAUCUUGAACGCCCUUGCCACUCACCCAACUGCUAUCAAGGGUCUUGCCCAUAUCACCGGUGGUGGUCUUGUUGAGAAUGUGCCUCGUAUGCUCCCCGCUACUCUGACUGCUGACAUUGACGUUCGUGCCUGGACUCAGCCGUCUGUUUUCAACUGGCUCCAGCGUGCCGGUAAUGUCUCCGCUGCUGAGAUGGCUCGUGCCUUCAACUGCGGUGUUGGUAUGAUUAUCGCCGUGGACCCAGCUUCUGAGGCUGCUGUCCGUCAAAGCUUCGAGGAGAAGGGCGAGGAGGUCUACAGCAUUGGUAAGCUUCGCGCUCGUGCCGAGGGUGAGGAGGGCUGCGUGCUGAGUGGCCUGGAGUCCUGGGCAUGA